Molecule: messenger RNA, 1112 nt
Organism: Blepharisma stoltei
Lineage: Eukaryota; Ciliophora; Heterotrichea; Heterotrichida; Blepharismidae
Source: the annotation of a GenBank genome assembly
AUGGAAACAAUCCCUAAAUCUGUAUGUGAGAAAAAGAACAAACCUGUUUUUCUUGCAAAGCUCGGGAAUGUUAUGUCAGUUCAACCGAAAAAGUUUGACCCAAGCACUUACACUCUUGAAAAUCCGAUCAUGUACACAGAUGAGCAAGGCAAAAAGCAAGUUAAAGGGUGUUACCUUGGCAGCUACAUCAGAUGAAGACAAGACGAGAAUGGCCAAAUGCAAAGCAACGCAAAACUUGUUAAAUGGGAAGAUGGCAGCUAUACCAUGUUUAUAGGAAGUGAUGCAUUUGAAGUAACUCAAACUGAGAAUCCACACACUUAUAGCUACUUAAGAAUCAAAGACAUGUACGUCGAACAACAAGAAGCUUCAAAUAAGCUCAUGUUCAAGCCAUGCUCCAUCAAACAUCAGUCUCACAUCAGAAAACUCGAAAGCACCUUGAAUCCGUAGGUUUUGGCAGGCUUCCUGUAGUUGGAAAUGAAGGCAUAUAUAGUGUCCUGUGGAUCCAAGGACUCAUUGGCAUUCCUCUUCUCAGACACUAGGGGUUUCGGCCCAGGCCACAGCGGAGCAGUCUUUUUACUGUAGCUGUCGAAGGAAGGCACUAAGCACAGACUUCAAUGAGAUAAUCCAUGGAAUCAAGCUACUCCAAUCGUCCGCAGCAAGGCCGCAGAAAUCAAUAAGCUACCCACUCAAGACUGAAGUCGUAAGGCAAGGAGGAGACAGAAGGCACUGGAAGUGGCACCCGUUUUAGGGGAUAGACCCUCUGGGCUGGUGUCAAAAAUCGGUAGAAUCUUCUCUAUAGGAGAUCUUUGGUGACUGCGCCACAAAUACGGUUAACGUCUGACUUUAAAUAUAAACAUAACCUAACCUUGAAUCCUGCCAAAACUAUGCAGGUGAUCCACAGCUUUGCAAAUCACGAAUUGAAAAAGAAGCAUCUCGAGCAGCAAAUUGAAAUGAAAAUCAGAGCAAAGGAAAAGGAAGACCAGAAAAAAGCAAGCCAAGAACUCAAUGAAGAUUUCAUAGAAGAAGGAGCAUCUAUCAGUGAAGAAGAAGACAUUGAAAAUUUUACAAGCAGCGAAAACAGCAGUAUGGAUGAGGAUGAAAAUAUAAUUUAA